AGCAGUGGCAACACAAGGAGCAUAUAAACCUCCGCCGUGACACCGCCGUGGCACAACACGAUGGUUGUCACGGCCACGACUGUAGUCUUCACCGCCUUCCUCGCCGCGAUAGUCGCAGGUGAAAACUGUGAGCUGAAUUUGCAAACUCAGACCAAUUCAAAGAAAGAGCCUUUAAUACUAGAUGUUUCCAAAACAAGAGAUGGAAGACCAAGCCCUCACCUGGUUUAUCCUAGUGUGAUUAAAGUUGAUGACAAGACCUAUCAAGGUGUUAUCCGAGUUUCUGAUGGCAAGGAACUCAUGGUAGCAUGCAUGGGAGAAGACAAUCAGCUAGAGAUUUCCCAAACAGAAACAGAUUAUGUGAAAUGCUCAAAUGGCCAACUGACCAUACAAGGACAGCCAGCCGAUGAAGAUACCUUGUCUUGCCACAAAGAUGUGUCCAGAUCCUGGAUUGAAAAAACUGAGGAAAUUUGUGGGAAAGGAAACAGCAAGGGGACCAAGUUGGAAUUGGGAUUCAAGCUAAAUGAUGAUGAGCAAAAUACAUUGUUUCCAUUGGUGGAUGUGUGCCACAACAUUCAAAAAAUGGAAUCAUACUACGCUCACCAUGAACUUCAUGGGGAAUCUCUAAAAGGAGCAGUGCAGUCUAAACUACGCAGGCCAUUUUCUGAAGGACCAAAAAAAUUGCAUUUGUUCUCUGGAAUAAACGCCGAUAAAGCAUAUUCUAAAUCAAGUCAAACGAUAGCCAUUGAUGCUAUCCUGGGGAAAGGUGAAGGCAAGAGGUAUGUGAAUGAAACGGUGUUCUUGGCCAGAGGUCAUCUGGCCCCUGAUGCUGACUUCAUCUUCAACACAGGCCAGCAAAUGACAUACUACUUCAUCAAUGUCGCGCCUCAGUGGCAACCCUUCAACGCUGGCAACUGGCUUCAAGUCGAGAGCACUGUCAGGAGUUUAGCAGUCAAGGUACAAGCCUCUUUGAAGGUGUGGACAGGUACAUACGGUGUACUCAAACUGGAGAACAAACGAGGAGAAGAAAAGGAGAUUUACUUGGAUCCCAAGGAAGCCAGGAAACCUAAACCCCAAAGGAAGAACAGCAAACCUAAGCCAAAUGAAGAGCCUGAAGAUGUAGAUCAAGGAAAUUAUUUGCCAGUGCCUGAGGUUUACUGGAAACUUGUGCAACAUGGUGAGUCAUGCACGGUUGCUGUUGGACACAACAAUGUCUAUCUAAAAACAGAGCCUACUCCAAUCUGCAAUGCUAUAGAUGUUCGUGGUUGGCCCGAGCUGAAAGUCUUAUCCAAGGGAUAUACCUACUACUGUGAAUAUGAGAGCUUCAAGAAAACUGUAUACUACGUUCCUGACAUUGAAUGUACAAGCCCGCUUGAAUUUCCUCAAUAAUGAAAUACAAAUAAUUUCAACAUUUUAAAACAA
Macrosteles quadrilineatus (aster leafhopper) is the source of this 1419-nucleotide messenger RNA. RefSeq lists its product as uncharacterized. The record is from RefSeq and is a predicted model, not a curated record. Gene Ontology annotation, molecular function: RNA endonuclease activity; metal ion binding; nucleic acid binding. Gene Ontology annotation, cellular component: mitochondrial inner membrane; nucleus. The transcript has 7 exons. NCBI's taxonomy places the organism in Eukaryota, Metazoa, Arthropoda, Insecta, Hemiptera, Cicadellidae. The coding region runs from base 61 to 1386 and encodes 441 amino acids. Gene Ontology annotation, biological process: apoptotic DNA fragmentation.